GCGGAGACGGAGGUUUCCGCGGAGGCGACGAACCGGCCGAAAGUUUUCCUGGACGUGUCCGCGGGCGCGGCGUGCGUCCCUCACGUGGAGAAGACGAAAGAGGGCGCGCGAGCGGUGAUGCAAAGAGAGUGGGGCCACGGCGGCGAGGACGCGUACUUCGUGAAGAAGGUGAACAUCAAACGCGACGACGACGGCGACGGCGUCGACGACACGUGCGUCGCCUUCGGCGUCGCGGACGGCGUGUACAUGUGGCGCCAGCUCGGGAUCGACGCGGGUUUGUAUUCUAGGAAACUCAUGGGGCUGUGCUCGGACGCGUUCGCGACCGUGAAGACGACGGAGGACGACAGCUUCAAGCCGCAAAAGUUACUCGAAGCCGCGUACGAAGGGUGCACCGCCGAGGCGUUGAAAGGGAGCACGACCGCGUGCGUCUUGACCGUGGACGCGACGCACGGGGUGUUACGCGGCGCGAACAUCGGCGACAGCGGGUUCAUGAUCGUCCGAGGCGCGCCCGGGGAGCGCGAGUGCGUGCACCGGUCGCCGCCGCAGGAGCACGAGUUUGGCCGGCCCUUUCAACUCGGGCACCACGAAGCGUCGGAUAAACCCUUCGACGCGAUGCUCACGACGUUUCAGCUCGACCCCGGGGACGUCCUCAUCAUGGGAUCCGACGGGCUGUGGGACAACCUCUCCGAGUCCGAGAUCGUCGAGCUCGUGGAGAAGGUUUUCAACGCGAGGGUCGCCAACGCGGCCGCGCGGGAGAUUGUCACCGCCGCGUACGCCGCGUCCAUGGAUAAGCGCCGGUCCACGCCGUACUCGCUCGCGGCGACGGAGUUCUUCGACAUGGUGUACUCGGGGGGGAAGAAGGACGACAUCACCGUCGUCGUCGCGAACGUAGGUUGA
Molecule: messenger RNA, 897 nt
Organism: Micromonas pusilla CCMP1545
Lineage: Eukaryota; Viridiplantae; Chlorophyta; Mamiellophyceae; Mamiellales; Mamiellaceae
Exons: 2
Coding region: 118-897 (259 amino acids)
Biological process (GO): protein dephosphorylation
Molecular function (GO): protein serine/threonine phosphatase activity
Source: RefSeq, a predicted model, not a curated record